This is a messenger RNA of Cricetulus griseus (Chinese hamster), 4264 nucleotides long. The record is from RefSeq and is a predicted model, not a curated record. NCBI's taxonomy places the organism in Eukaryota, Metazoa, Chordata, Mammalia, Rodentia, Cricetidae.
AAAGACGCAGUACGCAAGCGCUGGAGCCUCCCCACUGAGGGCAGGCGUGUGCAGACUGCACGCAGGUGUGGGUCCUGGUCAGAGCCCAAAAGGCAGCCCGUGAGUUUCCGGUUCCGGCAGGAGCCAACGGCAGCCCAGGCCACAAAACUAGUGCUUUGGCGGAGCUUGCGGUGGAGGUGAAGGAGGAAGAAGAGUGGACCAGGCGGGGCGCGCGGGCGCGGGAUCGUCCCCAUGGGUCCACGGGGUGUUUCUUCAUUUCCGAAGUACCUAUGGCUGGGGACUGGCAAGACUGCCCAGCCCUGGGCCCUGGCUGGAAGCGACGUGAGGCCUUUCGAAAGUCAGGGGCCUCUUGUGGACGCUCAGACAUCUAUUAUCUGAGCCCCACAGGAGACAAGAUUCGAAGCAAAGUUGAGCUGACUCGAUACCUAGGCCCCGCAUGUGAUCUUACCCUCUUUGACUUCAGACAAGGCAUCUUGUGCUAUCCAGCUCCCAAGACCCAUCAUCCCGUGACUGUCCCUAGCAAGCAGAAAAAGAAGCCUUCUAAACCAUCCAAGGUCAAGAAACGUCAGGUUGGGCCUCAGAAGAGUGAGGUCAAGAAGGAGACUCCACAGGAUGAGAAUAAGGCUGGCACUGGCACAGCUCCAGCUUCAUUAUCUGCACCUGGGUGCUGUGAGAAUUGUGGAAACCACUUCUCAUGGGAUGGUGUCAAAAGGCAGAGGCUUAAGACAUUGUGCAAAGACUGCCGAGCACAGAGAAUUGCCUUCAACCGAGAACAGAGAAUGUUUAGGAGAGUUGGCUGUGGAGAGUGUACAGCUUGCCUGGUAAAAGAAGACUGUGGGACUUGCUCUAUCUGCCGCCUGCAGCUGCCCCAUGAUGUAGCCUCAGGACUCUUCUGCAAGUGUGAGCAGAGACGCUGCCUGCGGAUUGUGGAGAAGAGUCGAGGGUGUGGCACAUCAGCGACCUAGCGCCCACAUCACCUGCUGAGCUCAUCUAUUACUGUGUAGACGAGGACGAGCUACAGCCCUACACGAAUCACCGGCAGAACCGCAAGUGCGGGGCCUGUGCAGCCUGCCUACGGGAGCAGUGUCACCCCCACGUCAUCCUUGUCGAAAGAGGCCUCGUUCUCGACAGCUCCAUGUGAGCCCUUCCUCAAAGGCCCCUUUGGCUGUGCUUACAAUCCCACCAGGCCCUGCCCAGGCUUCAGCCAAGCAGCAAGUAGGUAGAGACUCUGUGCUGCCCCCACCUGACACAGACCUUGUGUUUUUACGAGAAGGUGCCAGCAGUCCUUUGCAGGUGCCUGGCCCUGCUGCAGCUUCCUCAGAAGCCCCAUUACAGGAGGCCUAGUGCUCUGCCCAGAGUUGGGCUGUGACCUUGCCUCAGGUGAAACAAGAGAAGGGGGAUGCUCCAGAGGAGUGGACAGCAGGCACAGCCUUUCUGACUUCAUCCACGUUGCAGCCUGGCUGCCCUAGCAAUGUUGAGGAGGCAGUAGACCCAGACCUUGUACCUGUGAAACAAGAGCCUGCUGGCCCUGAGGAGGAUAGAGAAGAAAACAGACAAGAUUUUGUCUCUGCAUCAGCCCCAGAGGAGGAGACAGGAGGGGUUGGCACACCAGUGAUCACAGAGAUUUUCAGCCUGGGUGGAACCCGCCUCCGGGAUGCAGCAGCCUGGUUGCCAAGGUGCCCCAUACAGUCCAAGGACUUUAAAAAACCUGAAGCUAAAAUGCAGUAGACUGGAAGCUUCUGCUGACUGUAGAACUGGAGGUGAUAUUUGCAGACCGGCUUUAUGAGAAACAACCUUGAUCUGCCAGGUACUGGGCCCUGGCCUGGUUGCAGAGCUUUUUUGUGAAUCAACCCUAGGAGAAAAACUGACAAGCACAAUCGAGGAACAGGCCUGCUCAGUCCUUUACAGCUUAGAGGAAGCAAACUGGAAAGAGAAAGUGUAGAAGGCUGAAAGAGCAUCCCCUCCUCCCAGGAUCUCAGUGCGAUGAAAAGCUGGAUGUAGGAGUAGGGGAAGGAUAUAAUUGAAGCCACUACAAACCACUCAAACAAGCCAUCUUCAUAACUGUUGGUUGGUGGCUUCUGGAUGACACCUGGCAGUGUGUUUGAACAUUUUCUCAGGGAAACAGCAGUUGAAAUGCUACAGAAUAAAGGAGGAAAAGGCAUUGCUGUUUGGUGCGCUCCUCCUGUGGAGCCACUUACUGAACCCUCACAGUAGUCCUUAGGAAGCCUAAGUGGUACUGUGCACUUUCGCAGGUUGGUAAACAGACACAGAAUAGAUGAACCCAGUGUUAGAUAGCUAGUAUUGGUAGAGUCUAGAAAUACACCAGGCUAUAAAAGCUUUGUUCUUUAAUCCACUAAACUGUUAACUGCAGUCUGUGCAAUAAUGUAUAUUACAAUAACAGUUUUAGUGACUUUGAAAAUAUCAGUGGAUCACUAUGAACACUGAAAGAUGUCCUUUACACUUUUGCCUCUUGUGGUUUAGGGAAUGCCCAGGCUAUAGGUGGAUGGGGUCACCUUCUCAUCAGGGCACUGGCUCAUCUACAAUCUAGGUUUCCUGAAGGCCCUAGAUGCUGCAUAAGAUCCCUCAACCCGGAAAGUGUGUUCUUCCCCACUGCUGCUGUCAAUUUGCUUGAGCCUAGAUGGUCUCACUUUGGCCAGAGCAGUACUUGGAGCUAAAGCUGUCAGCCUGGCCCAUCUUUUCCUGGCAGCAUCUUCUCUCUGAUGACCUUUGUGUUUGUUUCCUGCCCUUAGCUCAAAUGUUUGUUAGGAGGCUGAAUUAACUUAUGCACUGAGUCCUGCCCAUGGGCCAGUCUUGGCUAGCCUUACCUCACUUUCCAUACUUAAAUGCCAAAAAGAAAUAUAAUUGGUUACUUAGCCAGAUUUACCGGGCCAGGACUGAGUGCCUCGUCAUACUUUGUGUCCUGUGUGCCCUGCUUGCUGUAGCCUAGUCCCAGCCCUGUUGCUUUAGCUAAUUUCAGAUGUGGAUUUCUUAUUUCCAACUUACAAGGCACAGCUCUGUCGGCUUCUGCUCUUCCUUUGUCCUGAUUUGCCUAGUUCUGUCGAGGGGUCAUACUGCUUUUUAACCCCUAGAGUACACCACUUGUCCCUAGUAUUCUGGCAGUUCUGUUGGUGAAGUUCUAAGGGUAACAAUGUCUUUGGUUGGCAUUUGACCUGUGAACAAAGAUUGUGGUUACUAUGUGACUAGGGUACAAUCAAAAGGUCAAACCAGUACAACAAAGAAUAGUGUAUGUGUAUUAAGGGAGUUUUGAGAGACAUUUUGCAUUACAUAAUUUUGGGAGAUGGUUCAGUGGCCUCUAAGGCUGUCAUUUGUAUGUAAUGCUGGAACUUAAAGUAUUCAGGACAGGCAGUCAGGAAGGGAAGGUGGAUGGACACAUGGGAGCCCAUGAACAAGAGUUGGAAUUCAAGAAGAUGGCCUGGAACCAUGUCAGUGUCUCACCGUCUCCAGCUUCGAUGACAUUUGUGUCCUGCAGAAGAAGCUAGUGUCCUUCGUCAGAGAGAAGUAACAUCUGGCCUAGGACUAGAGAAGCUGAAGGAAGAGCCCAGGGAAGUUGUAGCAGCUGAAGGCCUGGCUGUAGGACUUGCUGUUUCCCCAUACCAAGGUGAGACAGCAGAUUAAUGGCUGCUUGUAUGAACUGCAACAUGCCUGGUAUCCCUGCACCAACUUCCCAACAGCCUGCUGUCGCUUCACUUCUGCUAACCACAAUGUUUCUGUGGAUUUUCUUAACUAGAAGUCUAUGGGGAAGGAUUCUGGGAAGCAUAGUCUAGACAAGGGAACAUGUUAGAAAGCCACCCUGCCAUGAUUCAGCUCCCAAAGGUCUCACCACUCACCCAAGGAUAACUGACAAAACUACAUUGCUGAAAAUGUAAAGCUGAAGACCAUGGAUUUCAUGAUGGUCCCAGCAAGCAAAGAGAUCCUGUCAAGCUCAUCCAUAACAGUCUUGCUGGUCUCAGCUGUUAUUUGUAUCACUCGUCCAGUUAUUGAAAACUUGGCCCAUAGUUAUCAUUGUACAAGAUCCAGAAAUGCAAUUUUAUAAACUGCAUCAAUAUUUAUCACAAGUGAUAAAAGAUCUCCAGUUUACUAUGGACCUUGAUGUUCAAAAUAUUGAAUCUAGUAUACUAUGGAGAAGCCAGCCCUUGUUUGAGUUUUUUGAGAUGCUAUAGAAAGUUGGAAACAACUUAAUCAUUUCUAUUUCUAAGCUGUUCUAUUUUAAAAUUAUUUUAAAACAAUUUUCUUGUGCUAUUUA